Messenger RNA from Seminavis robusta, 1272 nucleotides. The record is from the annotation of a GenBank genome assembly. Lineage: Eukaryota; Bacillariophyta; Bacillariophyceae; Naviculales; Naviculaceae.
AUGGCAGGCCUGGAAAGUAUUGCUUUGGCUGUGGAUUUCCUGGAGCGCGAGAGGAAGGAGGCUGGCGACAACCCAGCAUCGGCGAGUAGAGCACCUCCUCAGAGCGGCGCCAACGCCGCUCCCUUGACAGCAGCGCCCAUCCCCUCAAGAUCGAGUUUUGUCAAUGUUCCAAGACGUGUUUCAAGUGAGUCAAUGUAUGAAGAUGGGGGUGCCCGUAACAAAUCUCCUGUCACUGGCACGCUACCCCCUCAGGAUCUGGCCUUGGCUGAAACCUUGUCGCCAGAGGCCAUCUCUCGAAUGGUAGAGGACUUGGCUGAUGAUGGGGAGUUCAAAGGGCCUCCUAUGCCUCCACCAGCCCCCACUGAGGUUAUCACCCGUGUCCAGGACUGCGAUGUUCUCUGUGGACGUGGUGGGGAGACGAACCAUCACAGUGGCAAUGUCAAGUACCGAACACUUGUCAAGCGUUAUCAGCCUCUCUACAUCAUGUCCAAGCGACGCGACAAACCUUUGAUCGCCUCCAAGAUUGUUCGCUUGGUCCGACACAUGGGAGGCCGUUUCCUCAGGAAGGACAAGACAAACACGUGGAGGGAUGUCGGAAACACAAAGGCCCGAGAAAAGACGUCUCAGGCCCUACGGGAGGGAGCCCCAGACCUUCGGUCGCCUCAGAAGGCAAACAGCCACACUACCAAGCAACAGCAGCAGCCUCCCCAGGCGUCUGCACCUCCCUCAAGUCUUGGUGCGAGGAAACAUGCUGAGUUUUUGGCAGGCGCCAAUCAUCCGUAUGCCGCACCUCCUGGAUUGGGCAUCUAUACCACAAAGCCUAGGGUUGUCGAGGGCGAAGCAGAUGUCCCCCCACCGAAGAAGAUGCGCCUGGUGAGUGGUCCCUUGCCUCCUCAGGCGCCCAUUCCAGUGCACGGGUUGCCACCACAGUUCUGGGCUGGGGCUCCUCCACCACCGCCACAUGCCAUGAUGCACCACCAUCAUCAUCAUCACGCGACUAGGACACCGCCUCCUCCUUUCAUGGGAAACAUGGGCAUGGGUGUGGUUACCCCCAAUGAUAUGCCUGUGGGCCUGCCUCCGCCACCACCACCUCCUCCUCCACAGCCUCCUCUCGUGUCGUCUCCGCGGAGCUUUGCCGCAACGGUUUCGGCAGACGACGAUGAUUCCCGUUCGGCUUCCGGAUCAUCCGCCUCUCGUUCCAUGCCUCGUGGCCCCAGGCUGAAGCUUUUGAAGAGGAGGCUGCAAGAAGAAGCAGCACAGAAGGGGGAUUAA